Molecule: messenger RNA, 4125 nt
Organism: Chara braunii
Lineage: Eukaryota; Viridiplantae; Streptophyta; Charophyceae; Charales; Characeae
Source: the annotation of a GenBank genome assembly
CUCGAUAGCCUUCGAAUAGGCGGGAAACGCUAAAUACAACAGUGUUUAGAUCAUAGUACUACACGRAAGUUGUUAGAUCGUGAUACUGCACGAAAGAGAUGUACGGAGGAGGAGGGAAUAACAAUAACGGUAGCAACAAUAAUAACGGGAUGGAUGGGAACAACAGAGGGUAUUAUGGGAAUGGGGKWAGAAACGGGRUACAAUGUUACGAAUGUGGGAAGAUGGCGCACAUAGCGAGGGACUGUUGGGCGAAAAGACCAAGGACCGGGCAGCAGGAGGAUGAGGUACGGAUUUUCGUUCGGAAUAUGAUGAACGAAAAGGAAGAAGAGCAUGAGCGUAGGGCAAAGGAGGAGGAACAAAAACGAAGAGAGGAUGAGGAAUGGAAGCGUGAACUGGACAUAGCGAGAAGAACGGAGGAGAUGAGGCUCCUCCUACAAGCCRAUAUCGAGGAGAAGUGGAGGCAGCAGUUGCGUGCGAAUGCAGAAGCGGCAAAGGUGGCGGCAGCUACGAAGUCGAAGAAGGCAAAGAAGGGGGGGACGGAGAAUGUGGUGGAAAGAACGUCGGCAGCACGAGCAAAUACUGAAGAAGAGAGGGGAUCGGAGACUUCUACAGAUUCAGGAGAAGACACGGAAGGGGAGGCGCUUAAGAUAGCACGAAGACUGAGAGAAAAGAGGCGAUGGAGAAGGUCGCAGAAGAGACCGACGAAGGGAAAGGAGAAGGUUAGACAAGUGGCAAGUGUGUAUGAGAAGGGCGAGUGUUCACGAAGGCAACGUACGCCGGUAGCAGCGAAGGAUAGCUAUUCAGGGGAGCACAAGACACCGCUGACAGGCGAAUAUAAGGGAAUCCCGRCCGGAUGUUCACAACAAGGGCUAGUGGACUACACAYUGUCGGUGAUGAAGGAGUAUUCGAAGAAGCGGGUGUCACAGCUACGGGAGUUGUGUGAUAAGCACGGGAUAAAGUCGACUAGGAAGGAUGAGAUGGUAGCCGAGUUGGUUAAAAAGCAGACGAAGAUGGCGUAUGAGGGUUUCUUUACUACACCUACCAUGGUCGGGAAUAAGACAAAGGCUAGGAUGGAAGGACCAGAAGAUGGAGCCGAGAAGACAUCGGCGGAGGUGGUGAAGAYGRGCAUUACAACGAGAGGCAAGGCGAUGUGUUGUGAGCAACCAAGAGUUAUUUUGCGUUCGGCAGCUCCUGAGGAAUCGUGUUCGGAGUGGUUGGCAAAGUACUUAGACAAGGCGCAAUUGGAAGAGKACAYGCUGGACAUGCGGACGGGAGGAACGUACAUCAUUACGAGUCCCUGGACAAAGAAGGUCUAMGUUGGUUGUACCGCGAGACCAAUUCUGCAGAGAUGGCGUCAGCACGUGCAAGCAGCAGAUACCGCAGCACUCGGGAAGGCGCCUAAGCUGURCCRUUGGAUGAGAAGAUUCGGCGUAGACAAUUUUGUGAUCCUACCAAUCAGGCAUACCACCGAAGCUGAYGAUUUUGCCUUCGAGAGGUACUUGAUUCGGGAUUUGGCACCGUGCCUUAACACGAUGGGAGCAGGGAGGCAGAUAGGGACAAGGAUGAGAGGAAGGAAGGGAAGGAGGGAGAGGAAGYGACRUGGAGGCGUGACGAGAGGGAAGGCAGUUGUAGGUUUCGAGACGAGCUGUGGAACCAGGACAUCGCUAGUUAACUGGCUGGAGGAACAGCAGAGGGAUGGAACGGGUGGGGAGAGGGUGGUGAUAUUCAGAGAAGGCGAGCAUUGGACGGACGGCUGGAAACAAACCAKAGCACGGUAURGGAUGACUGAGGUUAAGACGAGGAAUGGACUUUUGUGUCUCAAGGAUGCAAGGGAGGAGUGCCAACAAGGUGGACAGAUWACUUUCSUCAAGAUUCGCAAGACGCCGACGACRACGGAAAGGAAUAAAGUGACUCUACGCAGAAUACUGAAACAGCCUAGAGCGACACUAUCCAUGGCUCRGAUGACAACGUCAAGGCUUAUCGGACUGUACAGGACCGCGAGACUGUUCAGGAAGAAGAGUAUYAGGAACAAGCUUAAGGUAAAGAUAGAUSAGGCGGUGASACAGAAGACAGGAGUGAGCAUUCGAAGGAAGGUCACAGUUAAGUACCCGUAYUGCUCUAGGAUCUUGAAGGCUGAAGUAAGAAGGAUUACUGAAUGUGUGGUGGAGAGGAGGGUGAAGGAYGAACCGGGGGCGAGUUUUGUGAAAAGGAAGAUCAGAGUCGUGAAUACUAAGAAUAGGACAGUUGCGGACUUAAUCCACAAUCACCGACGUUUUGCGAACACUGAGCAGGUCGUUUGCAGCUGUGCGAGGUUCGAACUUGGGAGACACGACGGGCAUGUGCUAACGAGACUGACAGAGGUGCCAGACACGCCUGGCUUUGUGGCAAAUUCGAAGAAUGGCACUAGAGAUAAUCAGUGGACUGGUUUAGCUCAGGUAAGGAUCGGCAUUUUGGAAGCAACAUCACAUCUAAAGGGAGAACGGGGCGAGGAUCUAGAUGUUGGCAGAUGUGUGAGAGAAGCAGGCGUGGUGGAGGCUGCCUGGACGGAUGUCGAAGUCAGAAGCUGGGCGUCGCGGUACGACGGGUUGGUAUGCGCCCCGAUCGACCGAAAUGCCGGUGAUACAGUGCCGAUAUGCCCGGUGAUGUACCGGCAUGCUUGCGGGAAGGUCUUCUCAUGGAGCACGGAUUAUGAGAGAAUCCAUGACAUCGAAGAAGAGGUACUGAAGAAGUGCAAGAGUGACUACCAGAAUGAGGGACUGCUGCAAGCGGGAAGCUGGAAGGCGAACGGGAAGCUCGGAAAGGCGUAUGUGAUACCAAAGGAUAAGGAUUUACAGAAGUGGAGGCCGAUAGCGCCUGCCUGUAGCGAUCCAGCUCUAAUCGGGCAACGGAGAUGUGYAAUGGCUCUAUUCUGUCUUAUCACGYGCUACUYAGAGAGGACGAAUUUUCAYMUGAGUUCGGUGCWAGAGAYGUGUGACAAGAUGCARAGGGCGAAUCSKGAGCUAGCAGUGGAAGGAUGCACACGGGCGGUUGGGAGAUGCUAUGAUGUCAAGGAAAUGUUCUCCUUGAUGCCACACGAGGCAGUGGAAGAGGGAGUACGGGAGUUGUUACGUUAUUUUGAUGAGAGGGAUUGGAAACAAGUAAGGACGGCUACCAGGGGGAAGACUUGUGUGAUGUYGAAARCGGCACGAAAGGAGGUAGGAUACGUGUCGAUGGAGUUUGAGACAAUUCUCAAAUUAGUGUGUUAUGAUCUGAAGCACGCGUAUAUGAGGUGUGGCGAAGGGAUCAGGAGGCAAAGGGUAGGAAUACCGAUGGGAAAAACAACGAGUCCGGUACUGGCUACAAUUACGUGUGCGAUGGCCGAGAGGAAGUGGCUUUCUGCAUUGGGAGCAGAUAGGAGGUUGGUGCACGGUUGGCGGAUGGUAGAUGACGUCUCAAUCGUGGUGGGAUACAAGGAUGAGGGGGUACCARUGGCAGUGGCAGACAAGGUUUUCGAGAGCUUCGAGCAGUGCUAUGAUAGUAACCUGAAGCUGGAGAGAAAGGAUGGUGAGGUGAAUUACUGGAAUUUUAUAGGCGGAGUCAUGUACGUGGUACCUAAACCACUGCAGCUGCAUUUCGUAGCAGAGACCAAGAAUACGGUAUCACUCCGCUCAAACGGUAGACUGAAAUACCAAACCAUGCAGAAUUAUGCUAGCUACUCGGAGAAGAAGACCAAAAAGGCGGUUCUUUCCGCGACGCUGAAACGGCUGUGGCGUUUGACAACAUCUCAGGCGCUUAGCGUAUCAGUGGUUGUGUAUGCCAUGGUGGAGAGUUUCCUCCGGGGGUAUACCCCAGAGGUCUCUCUCGGUGCCUUGGCCAAAUUGGCCAAGAAUACGGGAAGCGAGCUAUUGUGUAGCCUCGGGCGUGUCUUUUGUGAGACGAUAAAGCUGCGGACGCGGGGCUCGAACAAGAGGCCUAGGGAGAAGGAUCUGGGCAUGUGUCAGGGAUACGGGUACCCGUGGGAGGUUUUUCUGACUUCAACCGCAAGGGUUCAGAGAACCGUCGGGCGCGGGUAGGAAUUUCCUAGGAAGUUCGUGGGGAACUGCGACGGGGAUGAGCAAGAGACUGAGUAUCUAGUGCUUGGGUUUU